Molecule: messenger RNA, 618 nt
Organism: Entrophospora sp. SA101
Lineage: Eukaryota; Fungi; Glomeromycota; Glomeromycetes; Entrophosporales; Entrophosporaceae
Source: the annotation of a GenBank genome assembly
AUGUCAAAAUACGGAAUGACAUUGGAAGAUAAGUUUGGAAAAUUUACUGUAGAUGAACAUGGAUGUAAUUCUACAAAAAAUAUAGAAAAUUUGCAAUUGAUUGUUCAAAUGAUAGGUGGAAAUUCUAUAUUGAAAACAGAUGAAAGUUUUUAUGCUCAUAUGUUGUUUACAUCUUUUGAAGCUCAAAAAACUAUAUUAAAUGAAAUUAAUCUAGUAAUCCUAAUGAUUAUCAAGAUCACCAACAAUGACAACAAAAAUAAUGAUGAAUUAAAGAGUAUAGAAGAGGAAGAGAUAACUUAUUUGUCAACAUUAACACCACCAUCAUCUCCAUCAAAAAAAACUGUCACGGGUAUUAAAUCACCAUAUUUUUCCCAAGUACAACAAAUUAAUUACAAUAACAAUGAUGACGAUGGUGAUAAUUUCAUGGCCAAAUUGCAACAUAGCCUUAAUGGCAAUAAAAUCAACGACACCACUGACAAAAAUAAUAAUGGCAAAACAUUUAAAUAUUUUUCCGGGAAAUUUUCUGCUACAAGGGCAAUCGAUGAUUUUCUAAUUUUACGUGUUUUAGAUAUUUCCAAAAAUAAAAAUGAACCAACUUCAACAUCAAUUGGUAAAUAA